Molecule: messenger RNA, 2451 nt
Organism: Desarmillaria tabescens
Lineage: Eukaryota; Fungi; Basidiomycota; Agaricomycetes; Agaricales; Physalacriaceae
Product: heterokaryon incompatibility protein HET-C
Exons: 17
Coding region: 1-2451 (816 amino acids)
Source: RefSeq, a predicted model, not a curated record
AUGUCGGGAAAUCCGACGUUUCUCCUCCUUCUAGUGUUCCUCUUUGCAGUAUGUCUGCCCGGCAACGGCGUCUAUGCGUUUGGAGCAGGGAACAUACCAUCUUUUGCCUAUAUGGAAGGCAAGGCGUUCCGCCACGGAGAUAUCGAAGAUGCUCUGGCAGAGCUGGUGAAGAAAGGCGCUGGAGGAUUCGCAUUGGCUAGUAUCAUUGGGAAAGGUUCAAAAUUCGGCGGUCUUGAUAUCAAACGCGUCUAUUUUGGCAAUUGGCUUCGUGAUUACAGCCAGGCUGUCGAUAUUGCUGGCCUGAAGAAACUCCCGCUCCAGACAAUCAUAAACUUAUGCAUGGUGCUAGGAUUUAUGGCCCACGGAUACGCCACAAACGAAUUUGAGGUCACCCCCGAACGCUUAGGAGUUUAUCUGCCUACCGAACAUAUCGACAACCCGAAAGGCUACGGAGAAGGAGAAGAUGCAAGGAAAUACCAUCCUCAAUUGCGCGGACCUGUCGAUCCCAGAGAAAUUGAAAUUGACCAUCAAACUGGAAUGAAGAACUACAUUGCCAAUGAAUCUGGCGGCUGGGACACAAGCAAAGCCCUUGUCCGACGUACACUCGAGAAGUGCAUUCACCUCGGUCGCCAGCAACGCGCACAGGGCAGGAAGCAAGAUGAAUACGAAGCAUACCGCCUUCUGGGACAAGCCCUGCACACCCUUGAAGAUUUUUCCGCUCACUCCAACUUUUGCGAAAUCGCUCUUGUUUCGAUGGGAUACAAGGACGUAUUCCUGCACGUCGGUGAUCAAGUAAGGAUCCAGGCACCUAAUGGACAAUGGGUGGCACCUAUCGUGACGGGGACAUUUGGUGGCAGCGACUUUAUUCACUCCUUACUAGGAGAGGCCGGUGACAAGCUCAGCGAAGCAUCCGUAUCAGACUUAAAUAAGAAGCUCGACGACGCUAGGUCCACCUCAGCUCGGUCCGGAGGUUCUUAUGGCUCUUCAGAUGUUCUCCGAAGCAUGUUCAGCUCCCUGCCUGGUGGCAUGGGUGGCGACAUGUCGCGGGACAUGGAUAACAUCGAGCGAAUACGGGCAGGACCCGCUCAAGGCGGAAAGAGACCGGAGGACAUGUCGCCUCAGGAACUGCAUUCCGUGCUAUGGCAAAUAUUGAGCUUUAGAGACUCGGUGGCGAAGAAGAUAGAGAAGACUAUCGAAAAGAUACCCGGACUCGGAGCCCUGAUUGACAAAAUUAUGGACGGCGUCUCUGUCUUCGUCUUUUCGACAAUAGAGCCGUUCGUCAAACCCUUACUCCAAACCGCGACGACAGGUUUAGCGGAGGCUUCAAAUGAGGUUAUCAACAGUCAUGAUCAAUAUGAAGUGUUCAAUGAUCCCCGCGCUUCGGACCCAACACAUUCUUUCUUGAGUAAAGAUCACUUCAACUUAAUACUCAAUGAGCCUGCCGGUGAAAUUGCCAAAGUUGUACUCGUGAAUACUGUUACACUGGUAACCAAGGCCUGGGAUGAUACCUCUAUCAACGUACAUCAAGUAACCGAAGAUAUCCUUUCAGCACUGUUCCAUCCGGAUUUCAUGAACCGUAACUCAAAGGUGCAGAACGAAAUGAUGCAAUGUAUGCAGAAGUGGGUUCAGAGUCUCGGAUCCAAGCAACACGAAAUCAUUGGCCGACUGUCCAAAGAGUCCGUUCGGAAAGGGAACAACAAGCGUUCAGGGAGUAGCAGCAAACCUCCUGAGGCGCAAGGCACCUUUGCAUGGAAUGAAGGCCAGCAAGCACAGCAUGCCCUGCUUGGGUAUGCCAACCAGAUUCCGGGAGUAGCGCAAGCUCAACAUCUCUUCGGCGGCGGAAGUGGCAACAGGCGAGAAGGAGACAACUUCACCUCGCCUCCUGGACCCCCUUCAUCUGGAUACCCAGGAGCGCAUUACGGACACAGUCAUGAGCAUAGCCAUAAUGCACCACCUCUUCCGUCGACGGGCCAGGCGUCGUCUUACUAUGGAGGCGGAACGGACUCGUCAUCAUCUUACCAUAGCGGAGGAACGCACUCCCCGGCUCCAUCCUUCCCUGGAGCUACAUCUGAGGCCUCGUUCCCUGGUGCACCGUCUUUCCCUGGCGCGUCCUCUGCAUCCUAUGCCCCUCCUUCGGGAGCUCCGCCGGCGCAUCAUCAACACCAUCAUCAUUCGGGAUACAACCCGUCGUACUCGUCUGCGCCCUCGUUCCCUGGUGCGCCUUCGGAGGCUCCUGCCUUCCCUGAUGCUCCUCCUGCCUUCCCAGGAGGUGGUGGGGGAUACAGUGGAUAUGGACAAGGUCCUCCAGGCGGGUUUUCGCCGCCUCCUGGAGCUCCUCCGGAUGGAGUUCCUUCGUUCCCUGGAGCAGAGCCGUACAGUGGUUAUCCUCCGCAUGGACAAGGUCCACCACACUUCCCUCAGGCGCCGUACGGUGGUAGUAGUGGAUGGUAG